AUGAGCGCCACUCUCACAUCGUCAAUCACCCAUGAACCAGACUCAAUGGCCAUCUACCAUGCCAUCUUGAGAACGGUUCGGUACGAUCUCCGCCAAACAGGGCACAUCACUGAUAGCCGGGCCUCUACAGGCCAUCUUGCAUCACUGUCAGCUAUGUUGCCCCUUGUCGAGGAAGUCGAUGAGGCGGACCUCGCAGAUGUUUGCUUGCCAGCACCCUGCCUUCGCGAGACCGUCCUACCAGAUGAGUCUAUUGUUGACCUCGUCAACAGUUGCAGCCAGAAUGCCACAAACAAGGACCUACAGAUACUUGCGGAGGAUGCCAUUACGUACUCCUCACGGGUGAUCAAGGACUUGGAGUUGCCUCUACUGCCCAGUAACCAUGAUCAAGAUUUCAAAGACUUUCUCAAGAAAUAUUCUCCAGGUUCCCGGCCCAAUCCUAUCCAUACAUCGAUACUUCCCCAUGAGCCGGUGGAUGAGCAUAAGGACGAGAGCAUGACGUUUCCCAGAAAGGCAUACGCCACUCUUGCUCACUUAGAGGAACAACUUAUGACUGAGAACAUUGAACCGGAUGUGUGUGACACGACAUGCAUAUCUGAGGCCUUGGAAAACUACGAUGGAGGGGGCUUAAGUCUCUCAAUCAUCAUGAGCGAGCUUGCAAUUCUUCAAGUACGCAUGCCCUUCUUGUCAUCUUCAGGCACUGACUGCUAUGAGAAGGGCUCGAACCGCGUGGCCACCCCUCUUCUACUUCCCCCAGAGGGGGGUGAGGGUCUACAGCCACCGAUACUCGAACAGCCGGACCCCGACAAUUUCGUUCCCACCGCUAGAAACACCCUCCAUUCGCAUAUCGAGCACACCAAAGGAGCCAGAAAUACUUUCAUUCACCCCGCCAUCGGUCACAACCCACAAGCACAAGUAUACCCGAAAGGCCUGGCUUCACAGUCCCAUCACACCACAGGACAAGUACAACAACAGCUGGAGCAAGAUAAGCCCAGAAAUCCCGACUCAUUGAUUCGUUUGCCUGUCCCGAAGCUCGACUUCAGUAUUCCGAAUCCAUCUCGGGCCAGCACUGGGUGCUCUACAAGUAUGUUUGAAUCUGUGAGGCACGACUGGAAGACGUUUCCCGACGCAUGGCCUCAGGAUCUUGAACGUGAGAGGCAGUUGCGGUGGACGCCUUUCUCGUUGAAAGACGCUGAAAUCAACGUUUUCGAAAGCAUCAGUGAUUAUGAGGACACUCUAGUGACGUUGAGCCGCUCAUCUCCGGAGCCCUCCAAAGAAUACGCAACCUAUGAUGCCGGUUCGUUGAAGAUAUAUCAGCAUGCCAAGAAUGCAGUGAUCAACGCCAACUUAUCGUCACGGGAAGAAUCUCCUGCUGUACAACCUGUGCGUCAGGCCACACCACUCAAUUUACCUGCACCACCAGCAGACAAUCUGCUGGAGCUGGCGAGGAAAAGGAAAGCCGACAGGCUACGAUAUGAAAAGGUUGUGCCCCAAAACAAGAGACUGCGCGAAAGCCAUCAGCCACACGGGAAGUACAAAGAUAUUCUCCUCGCCGAGAACGAACCCGGUGCCUUGAGCAAGAUGCUGUCCAACUACUUGGCUUUGAUCGACCAUCCACAGCAAAGGGCAAAAGGUCCCGAUAUUCUUCGGGUUUCCGGAAAUACCUUUACUGCAGGAGUUGAAAUGCUUGAUCGAGAUUUCAGCAUGCCCUGCCAACGGAUAUCUUCGCUCGCAUCAGCCUCUUCUGAGGAUGAAGUCUCUGCCCUUUCAUACGAAGCUGACCUGUCGAUCUCUGCUUCCACGGGGAUCGUGGUCACUACGCUCCUUCAGGUCCGUCAAAGGCCUCUUCCGGGGUCGGCCGACUCAAGAUCACAAUUACGGAAGCGCAUCAACAACGUGGCUCCCUUGUACGAGCGUCUUGUAGUUCUUGUCUGGAAAGAUGGCAAGGACGACGCGUCUGCAGGGGCACCACUGUCUCCAGCUGAAGCCGCAGCUUACUCCGAGUUUGUCAAACAGAACGCUAUGUUGCGUGGCACAAAGAUCGAACCUGUAUAUGUCGGAGGGGGGCCUCGUCAUCUCGUUGCUCGGACUAUUGCGAAAGUCCGUCAGUAUGUCACAUGUGACAAGCAGCAUUUGCUCAGGGAGGAAGAAACAGACUGGGAAGUCUUCUUUCGACAGGCUGGCAUGAAUAUAUAUGCGGCCCAGGUGCUUGCUGCGUCUCUCCGAGACGACUUUGGAGACCAGGGCUUGGAGCGCUUCCUGGAGAUGCCGCGGGAAGAGAGAACAGAGCAUUUCCAGGAAUUGCUUGGGGGAGGUGCCGUACUCGGGCGCAUGUGUGCGAGGUUAGACAAGAGACAGGCUUCAAAGCAUGGUGAUGAAGCAGAGUGGAGAAGCUAG
Verticillium alfalfae VaMs.102 is the source of this 2394-nucleotide messenger RNA. RefSeq lists its product as hypothetical. The transcript is spliced from 4 exons. The record is from RefSeq and is a predicted model, not a curated record. The coding region runs from base 1 to 2394 and encodes 797 amino acids. NCBI's taxonomy places the organism in Eukaryota, Fungi, Ascomycota, Sordariomycetes, Glomerellales, Plectosphaerellaceae.